UUUUGCUCUCAGAUCCCUCUAACUCGUCAUCCUGCCUGUUGCCUCGUGCUUCUCGUGCUCCUCUUGCCGAUUUUGAUUAAUUUUUUUCUCUUUGGUUUAGCCAAAGUUUAGAAAUUAGAGCAGUUUCGAAACUUAAUUGCAAAGUCAUGAUUUUAACAUCACGAAAUAACCAAUUUAACGAAAGGGAGAAGAGUCAAAAAUAGAAAAAGUUUUGCCUUGUAAAACUUGAUCUAGAUCGAAAUAAGAAAAGGUGAACGAUGGAGUCGAUCAUCCAUCCAAAAGAUGCGUGGGCGGUCGAGGUAAUGGACGCCACUUUAGGAAUUGUCAUGGUCGAUGUGAAGGCGACCGGGAGAGACCGGAGGAAGGUCCCAGCACCGCCGGUAUCGUCCUCCAGCAGCGAGGAUGACGACAACAAGGAAGAAGAAGAGCCCGCUGAUCCCAACGUUUAUAUGGUGGAGGCGAUUCAAGGGCAGAGAACGAGACAGGGAAGGCUGGAAUAUCUGGUAAAAUGGGAGAAUUAUCCCAAGGAGGACAACACUUGGGAGCCGGCCACCGGUCUGUUCUGCUACGAUCUCAUAGAAGAGUUUAAGAAAACGAGUAAACAACGAAGGGUCAGGUCAGAAGGGAAACGUCGGAAAUCCGUUAAGGUGCAGGUAUCCGGCAAGACGGGAGGAGAGCAUGAUUCUGGAGCCGAAUUGAAGAAAGAUAGGCAAGAAGGAGAAACUCAGAAAGAAGAUAACCGAUCUGUCGAACCUGCCAAGGCGAGUGACAAGAAACCUACCGGAUCAACUGAGAAGAAAGAGUCUGAAGUUAUUGGGAAGCCUGACAAGAUAACUUCCGAAGUCGGGAAAGUGGACAAGGAAACUUUCGAAGGCGGGAAAGUGGACAAGAAAACUGCCGAACCUAUACAGAAGACUGAUAAGAAAGCUUCCAAGGCUGUCGGGAAGACAGAAAAGAAAGGUUCUGAACUCUCUCAAAGGAAAGACCAAGCUCGCCCCGCUAGGCAAGAUGAACCGCUUCCUGGUCCCUCCCAUCGUCUCGACCGAGACCCACGCAGAGGUGCAUCCUCCCCCGAGAAGAAGGAGCUGGAAGCCGUCGAGACUACGAAGCCGGGUCGGAACGGACUGGUUCGAGGGUGGCGGGUCAAAGAUAUCAUUGGAAUGGGCAAGGAAGAGGGUGCCGGUGAAGAUGCAGAUUUCUUCUUCGCCGUCACUUACAAAGGACGCGACGAUAAGGAGGCGAUUCCUCGAGUCGAGUGCAAUAAGAAAAUUCCACACAAAGUUAUUAAAUACUAUGAGACGAACCUCAUGUGGGCCCCUAGAAUGAAAGACGAUUGAAAAAUUUUAUAAAAAUGAAAACUACCGUUGAUAUUAUGUUUUUAAAUACUUAAAAGUAUUGUGUUUCCAACGCCAAGUUGGCAAUUUGACUCUGUUAGCAUAGUAUUUAAGGUUAGAACUUUGUAUUUGUAGCUAUUUCGUGAAAGAAGUAUAGUUUUAAUUGGAGGAAGCCUCCGGUCUCUGUUUAAAGGGGAAACCAUUUUAAAAAAUAGUUAAUAAUUCAUAUAUUGGUAAUAACGGUUUUAAACCACUUGUUAGUUUGUUUAGAUUGAAACUUAAUUGUUUAUUUGAAUGAAUAAAUGAAUGCGAGAUUGUUUGUUAAACUGAGAA
Molecule: messenger RNA, 1667 nt
Organism: Folsomia candida
Lineage: Eukaryota; Metazoa; Arthropoda; Collembola; Entomobryomorpha; Isotomidae
Product: heterochromatin protein 1
Exons: 4
Coding region: 258-1337 (359 amino acids)
Biological process (GO): chromatin organization; negative regulation of transcription by RNA polymerase II
Cellular component (GO): pericentric heterochromatin; nucleus
Molecular function (GO): chromatin binding
Source: RefSeq, a predicted model, not a curated record